Epithele typhae is the source of this 1677-nucleotide messenger RNA. RefSeq lists its product as uncharacterized. Bases 1 to 1677 code for a protein of 558 amino acids. Gene Ontology annotation, molecular function: protein binding. The transcript has 5 exons. Lineage: Eukaryota; Fungi; Basidiomycota; Agaricomycetes; Polyporales; Epitheliaceae. The record is from RefSeq and is a predicted model, not a curated record.
AUGAGCCACAUCUCCCGCAGCGCCAGCUUGCUCGCUCUUCCCGAAGAGCUCUUAAUCGCUGUAUUCACGCACCUCGCCCUCCGCGAGCUGCUGAGGUGCACCCAGACCUGCAAGCGCAUCCACGACACCGUCGCCCGUUCGCUCGAGCUCCAAUAUCAGAUCGAACUCGCCGUAGACCGGCUCAUCGACGUCCACCCGCAGCUCCCCUUUGUUCGUCCUCCACCCCCGGACGCCAACGCCACAAGGCCGUCGUACGCUCUGCUCCCGACGGCGGAACGGCUCGCCGCGCUGUUCGACCGCCGCGCGCGCUGGCGUCGGCUCGCGUGGCGCCGGAGAGAGUCUUUCCACCUCCCAGGCCCGUGCCAGGCGUACGAGCUUGUCGGAGGCGUGUUCGCGCUCUCGUUGAGCAUGCACCACCUCGCCCUGCUCCGCCUCCCGGACGCGGCGCACGCGGGCGACCAGCUCGAGCGGCCCGAGGCGCAGGCGCGGGUGCGCGACUUUGCGAUCGACCCGAGUCAGGACCUUGUGGCGUUCGUGUCUAUUGACCUUCGAUUCUGUAGGAUCACCCUGGCACUUCACCGGAUCAGCGACGACAAACCCCACCCGGACGCAACCAGGAAGGUGCUCGAGGUGCUCACGCCGGUGACCAUGCACUCGAUCAAUUUCAUCCAGAUCGCCGACGACGUCAUCGGCCUAUUCUUCCUCGCCCACAGUCCGUGCUUCCUCGUCUGGAACUGGCGCACCGGAAUCCUCGCUGUGAAUUGCUGCAGCUUUGAGAUCCCCGUCGACACGUUCGACAUCGCCUUCCUGUCCAACCGCAGCUACAUGCUCACCCUCGCAGCUGGUUCCGGCUCCAUCGAGAUCUACUCCUUCACCUGCGACGGUGACGAAGGUGCCCCAGCCCUCCCUCCGUCCCCGGCUACGGGCUCCGAACUCCUCGCCAUGUUCAUGCCAAUCCGGCCUCCGACCCAAGUCGCCCGUCUCGCGCUGCCGCCGACGCAACCGGGCCAGGUCCUCCGGCGGUUCAGCACGCACGGGCCGCCGCGCGUCGCGCGUCCGGACCCCCGCGCGCAGUUCGCGCCCGCGCCGGAGACGGACGUGCACCUGAUGGAGCUCCGGUACGGGGACCGGCUCGAGGGCUUCAACCUGUUCGUCCUCAACCGGUUCCUGCUCUCGCUCGUGCGUGAGUGGAAGGCGCUCGGGCGCGCGGACGCGGGCCCCGUCGUUCGGGAGUGGGAGGAGUGGGGGGUGGAGAACACGCGGAUGAUGGGGCUCCUCGCGCCGUUCCGGUGGCUGCGGUACAUCCACGGCUCGCGCGUCGUCUUCCCGCCGUCGCCGCUGUGGCUGAACGGCGUGGAGCAGCAGACCCCAGCGCUCAUCCUCGUCGCCUUCGACUUCAACGUGGACCCGAAGCGGCCGCCGUCGCCCGCGUACCUCGCCGCGCACGAGGCGCAGUACGCGCGGGCGGGCGAGCGCGAGCCGGCGCUGCAGGCACUGCCGACGUGGGUCGAGGCGCCGGCGUUCGUGGCCCCAGUCGAGACGCGGCUUCCGUACCUGGUGACGACGCGCGUGGGCGCGGAAGGCGAGUUCGAGGGGUACACCGGGUUCAUGGUCGACGGGGACAGGCUGCUGGGGCUGAAGGUGAGAGCGAACGUCGUGAACCGCUGUGCCGAGUAG